Molecule: messenger RNA, 2959 nt
Organism: Malaya genurostris
Lineage: Eukaryota; Metazoa; Arthropoda; Insecta; Diptera; Culicidae
Product: DNA repair and recombination protein RAD54B-like
Exons: 3
Coding region: 58-2910 (950 amino acids)
Biological process (GO): double-strand break repair via homologous recombination; reciprocal meiotic recombination
Cellular component (GO): nucleus
Molecular function (GO): ATP binding; ATP-dependent chromatin remodeler activity; DNA translocase activity
Source: RefSeq, a predicted model, not a curated record
AUUUUAUGAGUUUAAUGAAACCAAUUCGCUCAUGAUCAGAAUUCAAUACUCACUAGAAUGACGGAAGAAAACGCAUUGAAGAAAAAAUAUUUGGUUUUGUUGACGUCGCAAAUAAUCUGUACGUUUGUUUACUAUGAACUGUCAAAAAUUGUGAGAGCUGUCAAUUAUCAGAGAGCGCCAGCGCCGACGAAGGCGGCGAGCCAAGAGCGAUUUCAGCGAGAGAUUCAAAAACGUUCGAUAACCGCGAUAACCGUGAAGUUAGUCCAAGUCCAACCCAAAAAAAAGAAAACCGAGAAUACCCUACAGGAGAGAAAAACAUUUUAUUGCUCAAAAAUGCGUCGAAGUUGUGCUCCAUCUAUGAAACGUACAACGGAAAAUAGAACAGAACAACCGAGUAGGUCGCCUUUAGCAUCUUCAUCGUCUAUUAUUGUACCAACAGCUGAAGUUGAUUCUAAAUUGCUGGAUCUAUUCAAUAGUUCGGAAAAUCACGCCCAGGCGCUAAAGGCCUUGAACAAGACAAGGAAACCAGCCGGGCAACCUGGCGAAGUAGUUGAAGACAAACAGUGCACUAAAGUUCAAUUUAAUGUUGUUUGGGGAAAAAUAACGACUAAAAAGCAUAAAACAUGGGAAGGUGACGGUACACUGGAACUGAGUGGUAAGAGCGCGACGUUGAGAAAUGAGGAUGGUAAAAUUAUCGCUAGUUCUACUGGCAUCAAACCGGAGGAUUUUGAAGAAGGAUCACGUAUAAUUGUCGGUAGUAAAGAAAUAGAAAUUAUCGAACGGUUUUUAAAUGAAGACGAGAAAGUUCAAGAAUGUUAUUCAUCUCCGAAGAAACCAAAAUUUGUUCAAACACCGAACAUACAUUUUAAAGUGCCAGCAAUACGUGAUAACGUACCUGCUUCAUCUACUUACAAACAGCCAGGCUGCGAUAGUGCUUUCAAACAGGUAGCUGUGAGCGAGGAAGAAAUUCCAAAAGAUUUUACACCUCUGUUGAUGCCGGCACCCUCAUAUGAACAUCAGUGGAAACACAAUAAAUAUAAAGUUCCCAUAUCCGAGGUUUCAGUGCCGUAUUGUUUGGCUAAACAUUUACGACCUCAUCAAAGAGAAGGAGUGAAAUUUCUUUAUAAAUGCGUCAUAGGGUUCACCCUGGAAGAAUCGGAACGGUUUGGUGCGAUUUUGGCAGAUGAAAUGGGGUUGGGAAAAACGCUUCAAUGUAUAUGCCUUAUCUACACCUUGUUGAAGCAUGGUCCUUACGGCCAACCGAUGCUAAAGCGCGUUUUGAUCGUUACUCCCAGCAGUUUGGUGAGUAAUUGGGACUCUGAGAUAACCAAGUGGCUUAAAACGGAACGAAUAUUUACCUUCAUUGUUGGCCCCAAUAACCUAUUAAAAAAGUUCGCUCAAUCGCCGCACAUACCCAUCCUUAUCAUAUCAUAUGAGAUGUUGGCCAAACAGAUAGAAGAAUUGAAUUCGGUCAAAUUUGAUUUAGUUGUUUGCGACGAAGGACAUCGUUUGAAGAAUAGCAACAUAAGAACUUCUACAGUUUUAGAUGGAAUCAAUUGUUUUCGAAGAAUUUUAUUAACCGGAACCCCGAUCCAAAACGACCUACAGGAGUUCUAUUCUUUAAUCAAUUUCGUAAAUCCCGGAUUUUUGGGUUCAUACGCGGAGUUCAAAGCAAAAUACGAAAUUCCAAUUGUUCAAUCGCAUCAACCUAAUGCACUGCAACAGUUCCAAGAACUCGGAAAAUCGCGAUUAGGUGAACUAAACGCAAUCACUUCUAAAUUUGUGCUUCGCCGGACACAAGAGGUAAUCAACAAAUACCUCCCUGAAAAGCAGGAGCUAGUUGUGUUUGUCUUUCCCUCUGAACUGCAACGGAAACUUCUUCACACCGCUUUGCUAUACUACGAACAGUCUGGAUCAUCGGUUAUUUCACCACUUCAGUUAAUUACGAUCCUCAAAAAAAUUUGCAAUCAUCCGUCACUGAUUACCGCUCCGGAUAAAAACGAUCCUGAAUCCUUAGUUCAAUCUCUCAAUGAUCAAUUACCCGCAUGGCACGAAAUGGGACCAGUAGAUUCUGGUAAGCUCUGUGUCCUUGAGGCUCUGCUCGAGUCAUUGAUAACACGUCGGGAAAAAAUUGUUGUCGUUUCAUAUUACAGCAAAACACUGGACAUGAUUAUGGGGCUUUGUGAACAUUAUAAUUAUAAAUUUUGUCGAUUGGAUGGGUCAACUCCUACAAACGAUAGAAGCAAAAUUGUAGCUAGUUUCAAUAAUACGUCAUCGGACAUAUUCAUUUUCCUAUUAAGUGCCAAAGCCGGUGGAACAGGUCUGAAUUUAACUGGAGCUUCACGGUUGGUUUUGUUUGAUAACGACUGGAAUCCUGCCAGUGACCUGCAGGCCAUGGCACGUAUAUGGCGUGACGGACAAUCUCGGCCGGUUUACAUUUACCGGCUUAUAACUGCAUUUUCGAUCGAGGAAAAAAUCUACCAGAGACAGAUUUCCAAAUCAUCAUUGAGUGGCGCCGUAGUAGAUCAAAAGCAAAACCUUAAUAAUCUCAAGUUCUCGGACGAAGAACUGAAGGACUUGUUCUCCAUUAACAGCGAAUGCAAUGAUUGUCUUACGCAUCAGUUACUAGUUUGUGAUUGUAAUGGAGUAGGAGAGAUUCCUGAACCUAUUGCUUAUUCAAGUCAAGAAGAAAAUUCACAAAACACAGAACUAAGUCGAUUCCAAAUUAGAUCAGCCAAGCCACAGUCCUCCAAGCAACGACGUACAAUGAAAAUGCAAGAAUUGAUGCGCUGGGAACAUCAUCGAGUUCCUGUGCGGAACGACAUUCUCGAAGAACUUUCAUUGACGGCCUGUUCAGAGGAAAUUGUUUUUCUUUUUCGAAAUAAAGUUAAUCAAUUUCAAGAUAAAUGACAGAAGAAACGCUGAUCAAAAUCCAAUAGAAAUUCAUUUAUUUGUGUAC